Molecule: messenger RNA, 1518 nt
Organism: Carassius auratus (goldfish)
Lineage: Eukaryota; Metazoa; Chordata; Actinopteri; Cypriniformes; Cyprinidae
Product: mucin-5AC-like
Exons: 2
Coding region: 10-1518 (502 amino acids)
Source: RefSeq, a predicted model, not a curated record
ACCCCGCUAAUGUCAACAACUGAUUUAUCAACCAAAAGUCUGUCUGACACCACAACAACUACUGAUGCUAAAACAACUUUUGAUUCCACAACCACCCCUCUAAUGUCAACCACUGAUGCAUCAACUACAACUCUCUCUGACAGAACUACAACUACUGAUGCAACAAGUUUGACUUCCACAACCACCCCUUCAGCACCUACGACUGUAACAACAACAUCAACAAAAACAGACGUAUCAACCACAGCAUUGUCUGAACCCACAACAGCAAAUGAUGCAACCUCAGUUUUGGCUUUUACAACCACCUUUCCAACAUCCUCAACUGUUGAACCAACAUCAACAACAUCUGAUGCAGCAACAACUACUCUGUCUCACACCACAUCAACAAUUGAUGGAAACACAAUCUGGGCUUCCACAUCCACACCUCUGACUUCGACAACUUUAGCACCAGUAUCAACAACUGAUACAGCAACAACAACUACGCGUGACACCACAACAACUAUUGAUACAACAACAAUUUUGGCUUCCACAUCCAGCGCCCCAACAUCCUCAACUACAGCUGCAGCGUCAACAACAACUGAUGCACAAAGAACAACUCUGUCUGACACCACUACAACUACUCAUGCAACAACAUCUUUUGAUUCCACAACCACCACUCUUAUGUCAACCACUGAUGCAUCAUCUACAACACUGUCUGACACAACUACAACUACUGAUGCUACAACAACUUUUGAUUCCACAACCACCCAUGUAUUGUCAACCACUGAAGCAUCAACCACAUCUCUGUCUGACACCACUACAACUACUGAUGCAACAAGUUUGACUUCCACAACCACCCCUUCAGCAUCUACGACUGUAGCAACAACAUCAACGAAAAUAGACGAAUCAACCACAACUUUGUCUGAACCCACAACAGCAACUGAUGCAUCCACAAUCUUGGCUUCCACAACCACACCUCUGACAUCGACAACUAUAGCACCAGUAUCAACAACUGAUGCAGCAACCACAACUCUGUCUGGCACCACUACAACUACUGAUGCAACAACAUCUUUUGAUUCUACAACCAUCACUCUAAUGUCAACCACUGACACAUCAACUACAACUCUGUCUGAGACAACUACAACUACUGAUGCAACAACAUCUUUUGAUUCCACAAGCACCACGCUAAUGUCAACCAUUGAUGCAUUAACCACAACUCUAUCUGGCACCACUACAACUACUGAUGCAACAACAUCUUUGAAUUCCACAACCAGCACUCUAAUGCCAACCACUGACACAUCAACUACAACUCUGUCUGACACAACUACAAAUACAGAUACAUCCACAAAUUUUGCUUCCACAACCACAGCUGUGAAACUGACAACUAUAGCACCAGCAUCAACAUCUGAUGCAGCAACAACAAGUAUGUCUGACACCACAACAACUAUUGAUACAACAACAAUUUUGGCUUCCAUAUCCAGCGCCCCAACAUCAACUACAGCUGCAGCGUCAACAACAACUGAUGCAGAAACACCCCGCUAA